Messenger RNA from Fulvia fulva, 1398 nucleotides. RefSeq lists its product as uncharacterized. The record is from RefSeq and is a predicted model, not a curated record. The coding region runs from base 1 to 1398 and encodes 465 amino acids. Gene Ontology annotation, molecular function: siRNA binding. The transcript has 3 exons. Gene Ontology annotation, biological process: regulatory ncRNA-mediated heterochromatin formation. Gene Ontology annotation, cellular component: nucleus. NCBI's taxonomy places the organism in Eukaryota, Fungi, Ascomycota, Dothideomycetes, Mycosphaerellales, Mycosphaerellaceae.
AUGUUCCUCUGCAAGGCACCGCCACCAGCACCGGUCUUCGCACCAGACCUCGAGAAGCUAGGCUUCGAGCUCCGCGAUGGAGCCUUCGUGAAGAAGGGCUCAUCGCCACCAGAGUACUUCGACUUCUUCCACACUGACGAUGACCAGACCAACGAGCGCCGCAAGGAGGCGAUCCACGAGGCCGCACGCGCGGCAGUGGCCAGCGAGCUUGAGAAGAAAUACGACAUCAAGCAAGUCUACAUUGCCAGCGACGGUGAGGUCGCCACCAUCAAGCCAAGUGAGGCUCACAUCACCUUGCUGGCGACCGAGGUAAGCAAGCUGCGCACCAAGCGCGAUGUGAUCAUCGUCGUCGGCGAAGAGGCGGCGGGCAAGCAGGACGCGGGCAUAUGGGCAUACAGAGCAUUGAUGAACGAGGGCGGUAUGGAGAAGGGAUCUGCUGUGGGAUUGGCAAAGAUGCUGGUGGAACAGGCGAAGGGCGCGGCGGCGCGUGAGGAUGACUCGAAGGGAGGAUCAGAGGAGGAUCUGGUGACAAGCACUGCGAAGCUCAGCACCACGGACAACGACGACGACACAAUGGGCGUGGUCAUCUUCAACCCAGGCCAGCUUCUCUACUCGUACAGCGAGAACAAGUCAAUGUCACAAGUCACUUGGGUCGGACGUCAGCGCGACAGCGCCCUCGACUUGCAGUACGAGAUCUCAGAGAAGUACAACAAGGUGCCAGGCCAUCGCACACCACACAGACACCUCGAGCAAGCAUUCCACAACACCAUUCUCGACCUCGUUAACGACGAGGCUCAUCUCUACAUCAUCGCGAUCGGCGACAGCGCCGAACACACAAUCGAAAUCCUCGACAACAUCUGGAUGGAGAAGUACGACUUCAGCAUCGCCAAGCAGAUCGAGGCCAUCGCCUUCAUCGAACCACAAGGCAUUGACGUCAAUAAGAUUGCGUCCGCCAGCUUCCAGAGCUUCCUGCGCUGCAGCGCUCAGUCCUGGAUUCGUGCGACUGAAGUGCCACUAGGCCAGGCAAUCGAGAUGCCAAACAAUGGUCAUUCGCGUAUCACCUUGAACUCGAAGGUUUCCAACCUUGAGGAAGAGCUGGAGCGUGCCGAGCGUGCCGACUCUGCCAAAGCCAUCGAGGAUGCCGGUGAUGAUGAAGUCAAUUCGCAGGUCUCCAGCACCGCGGCCGACUGGGGCGAGGAGCAAGAGGACGAAGAGCAAGCAAACGAGGACAAUGACGAGAUCGUGUGUCCGACAUACAGCGCUGGAGAUUGUGAUGGCAUCGCAGAGCUUGUGCUGCCACAGGUGAUGGGCCACGUGGUCCACUACUUCCUCCAGAAGAAGAAGACGGCUGAGCACUACGAGGCCAUGAACGGUGGUGACGACUUGGACUUUUACUGA